AUGGCUCAUGAAAUCGACUGGCUGAACAGCCAGGCUGGCAUGUGCAAAAUAAAUUUCUACAGCUCCGCUGGACAGAAAGACCAGGAGCGCAAAGUGAUUUGCUUUGUUGAUGUUGCCAACCUGAACUUCUCAGGCCAACAUGCAAAUGAAAAUAUAGCCAACAGCCAACCCAGCAACAUUUCUGACCCUGCCAGAGAACUCAAUUUGGCAAAUCUGGAGGAAAGAGAGGUAAUUAUCAUCAAGGACAAUGAGCAGAGCAAUCACGUGAACACAGAGGGAGCCGUCUGCCUUUUCAAGCAGGGCUCCUCCGAAGACGUCAACGUGCUCGGCUGGCUCAGCAAUGACCUUCAGAAGUACGCCAUCGGGUUCCAGCAUGCACUGACCCCCAUGGGGACCCCUCGCAAAGCCACCAUCUUUGACAAGGGCUCCCAGAACAACAACAACACUGCGGCCAGCGCUUCCAGGAGCGACAGAGACGACAUGGCCUAUUAUGCCAACAAGCUCUGCUCCAUGGUGAUUGAAAUGACGCGCAAGGAAAUCAUGGACAAAUGGGAGCGUUCCGGCAAGUGCAUCCGCCAGACCAUUAGUCCGCACAGUGCCAGCAGCAAGGCUGCCGAGAGGACCGGAGGAAGCGAACCGCCUUCGGAACAGGCAGUCAAGAUGGACGACCCAUUCGCAGGCGAAGCGACCAGCCAGAAUGACUACAAACAGCAAGAGGCUGCCUAUUCCGACAAAGUGAGGAAGCAAGACGAUGUCAAUUUGACCAGCAAGGGGAUGAUGGUGUAUGCCAACCAAGUGGCUUCGGACAUGAUGCUGUCCUUCCUGAAGACCAUGAAGGUCCAAAAGGGCCGGCACCCUGUCCCAGCCUGUAUCGUUCUCAAAGAGGUCCUUGUGAGGCACGUCAAGGAAAUCGUCUCCGACCUGAUCGACUCCUCAAUGAAAAACCUGCACAACAUCACCGGGGCACUCAUGACGGACUCCGACUUUGUCUGUGGGCUGAAGAGGAACGUUUACAAUGUGGGCACCCAGAAGACAGCUGAGAUUCUGGAAGCCAUGGUGAGGCGCUUGUUUAAACUCAUCACGGGGGAUGACAGGCAGACUCGGGCCCAGAGUCUAGCAUUCACUACCUACAAAUCCGGAGCUCAGCUGAGCCAAAGGGCACAAGGCAUGCAGUUUGCUUCCCUGAAGAGUGAGUCUCAUGGCCAGGGGAAGAAGGACAGAGGAGGAGGGCCAGGGAAGUCCCUUCCAUCGGGAAGCAAGGCGGGGGACAAGCACUCCGUGGAUGUGUACGCCAAGGAGCUUCUCUUGACGGCACUGAUGCAGAUACAGCAGCACCUGCUAGAAAAAAACAGAGACACGGGUCUCCGUGAGUCCAACACUUCGGCGUUUGGCUGCAUCCACCAGGACCCCCAUCCUGACCAGGCUGGAGGGAGCCGCGAACACAAGAACGCCUCCAAGUCAUCGGAAGGAAGGGCAGAGCACUACCAUGCUGACAGCCUCAAAGACAAAGGGGGCCUCUUAUUGUCUGUCGUCCAGAAGAUCCUCCAUGACAUUGGUUUAAAUUUAGACAACAGCUUUGGUGACAAGAACAGGGGAUAG
Messenger RNA from Varanus komodoensis (Komodo dragon), 1599 nucleotides. RefSeq names its product A-kinase anchor protein 4-like. NCBI's taxonomy places the organism in Eukaryota, Metazoa, Chordata, Lepidosauria, Squamata, Varanidae. Gene Ontology annotation, biological process: intracellular protein localization. Gene Ontology annotation, cellular component: cytoplasm; sperm principal piece; sperm fibrous sheath. The record is from RefSeq and is a predicted model, not a curated record. The transcript has a single exon. Gene Ontology annotation, molecular function: protein kinase A binding. Bases 1 to 1599 code for a protein of 532 amino acids.